Dendronephthya gigantea is the source of this 1225-nucleotide messenger RNA. RefSeq names its product charged multivesicular body protein 6-like. The transcript is spliced from 9 exons. Gene Ontology annotation, cellular component: ESCRT III complex; multivesicular body. Lineage: Eukaryota; Metazoa; Cnidaria; Anthozoa; Malacalcyonacea; Nephtheidae. Bases 144 to 776 code for a protein of 210 amino acids. Gene Ontology annotation, biological process: late endosome to vacuole transport via multivesicular body sorting pathway; vesicle budding from membrane. The record is from RefSeq and is a predicted model, not a curated record.
AGCUCAGUGGUCUGUUCGAUGAAAUCCAAUAUGGCCGCUGAAGCGAAAAACGAAAUCCAGGAUUUAGUUUCAAUUUAAGACAAUAUCUCAGGGGCGAUUUAAAAGCUGGAAGAUUUCUCUGUAUAUUAAAUUGUUGCUACAAAAUGGGAGGUUUGUUUAGUAAGAAAAAACCGGAGAAGGAGUCAAGAAUUACCGAACAAGACAAGGCUAUCUUGGCUUUAAAGCAGCAAAGAGACAAGCUGAAACAGUACCAAAAAAAGAUACAGUUGAAUCUUGAGAAAGAGCGACAAGUGGCUAAAGACCUGCUUAAGAAUGGCAAAAAGGACAAAGCAAUGUCGUUGUUGAAGAAAAAGCGUGUGCAAGAGCGACUACUGAGCGAAACAGAUGGCCAACUUGAUAACUUGGAACAAAUGGUUCAAGACAUUGAAUUUGCUCAGAUUCAGUCCCAAGUAGUUGAAGGACUAAAAGUUGGUAAUGAAUGUCUGGACAAAAUGCACAAGCUCUUGUCCAUUGAAGAUGUUGAGAAGAUAAUGGAAGAUACACAAGAAGGGAUUGAGUAUCAAAGGGAAAUCGAUGAAUUAUUGGCAACAAAUCUUAGUGAAGAGGACGAGGAUGCUGUGUUGAGUGAGCUAGAGGAGAUUACCAAGACGAUGGAAAUGCCUUCUGUACCAACACAAGAGCCAGUUGAAGGCAUCACCUUACCAGAUGUACCAACAGCUGAACCAGCAGAGAAAGUCAAGACCAAGGAGAAAGAACGAGAGAUGGUUCCAGCCUGAUGCAAGAUAUAAAAUUUUAGGACAUACAGUACAGCAAUUGUAGGUAAAUUGAAUUUAGUGUAUAUGUAUAUAGUAAAUUAGAAUGAUUAGAAUUUGAUCUUUCAGAUCAAAUUGAGCAAGGUGUUCAUCUUUCAACAUAUGUUGGUAAUUGAACAUCCAGUAUGGAAUAAAAUGAGACAUCUCGGCCAUCAAUAACAGCAUAUUUUAGAGGAACUGGAUGUGCUUGAGAUGCCAUAAAGUUCAUUUCCCCUAUCGUCGGAGGAGGUUCAGAAAACCUAGGUAAAUGUAAGCAAAUAUACCUUAGACUUUGUCUCCUGGUUUGUUCAAUAACACUGAGGCCAAAAAAAGACCAUUGCUCAGAAGUAAACAUCUGGAAAGAGUUUCUUAGAGGUAAUUAAUGUAUGUAUACCUACUUGCAAACACAAAUACAAUAAUUUGGUAAUCCAGGA